GAGGGGAGGGAGUAAGGGGUCUGAGCAGGCUCAUGUCUGAAGCAGAGAGAGGGAGAGUCAGACAGACAGCAUCCAAGGAACCUAUGAAGUUUCCUUGUUACAGACACAGCAGCCAGGGAAGGCAUAGCUAUUAGUAACUAGAAAAAACAAGCCACCAUCGGAACACCACCGAAUGAUUACCAUUCGAUGGUGGCAAACAUUGGAAGGUCACCAUCGAAUUGUAAAACCUACUACAUCGAACGAAAACCAUCGAUGUUUCUAAACCAUCGACCAUCGAUGUCCAGAAGGAUCUGACGUUCCCGGAUGUGUUGUUACUAACUGAGGCUCUGUGAGGCUGCGACGAGUGUGCUGCUGUGUAGGGGGCUAUGGGUCGCUGUCAGAAGGGUUAUGUUUAUGUCUAUGGAUGUUUACCUUUAUGAGGAAGAAGUGCUCGUUUAAUAUGUAGUGUGUUGGUUUUAUGUAAGGGCGUGAAUCUUUUCUGAUGACAAGGAGCAAGUUCAUUUGAGUGUGCAACCCGUGAUUUUAAUGGAAGUCUUAACUAUUUGCUAGUAGUUCAGUUUUAAAAUAUUUAUUUACUAUGAAGAAAAGGAGAAAGUUUGUUCCAAAAAUGCACCUUCAUGCAUCUGAUGGGAAUGGCAGGGAUGCUCGCAUGGAGAUUCCAGCUACCCAUAGUGAUGCAGAGAAUCCACCCAUAUAUUCCAGCACCGUUCUCCAGGCUCCAGACCAGAGGAAGUUCCUAAAUUCCCUAAACUACAACAAAAAUCUCUUGAAAUACUUGAAUGAUGACCGUCAACGUCAAGGGUCGUUCUGUGACCUUGUCAUUGUGGUGGAGGGGAAGGAAUUUCAAGUGCACAAAGUGGUGGUGGCUGUGGGCAGUAGUUACUUCCACGCUUGUCUAAGUAAGAACCCAAACACUGAGGUUGUGAAUUUAGAGCAUGUCAGCAGCUCGGUGUUCCAGCACUUGCUUAAUUUUCUGUACACUUCAGAGUUUUUGGUUUUGGAGAAUGAAAUAAGCAUGGUCUUGAAAGCCGCAAAGUUUCUUGACAUUAUAGAUGCAGUAAAGCUGUUGGCUGCUGAGAAUGAACAUUUAUUUCCAGAUGAACAUCAGCCACCUCCGAAAGAAACAGAUGUAUCUGUUAAUAAACUGGAAACCAAUCACAAGUGUCCACUCUGUGAGCGCAAUUUUUGCUACAAAAAGACUUUGGAAAAUCAUAUGGACAGAGCACAUCAGUUUGGAAAAACAGACAUUUGUAAUGACUCUAGCUCAUUGACCAGGAAGUCAACACGUAGGAGAAAGUGUCCCAUUAAAUUUGAAGAUAAAAACAAAGGAGAGAGCGACAGUGCAUCAAGCAGUGAGUUGUUCAAAAGCAGUCAGGGUGGAACCGACUCAGAAGAUCCAGGUAGUGAGACAAAUGAUGAGGAGAAUGGACUAGAGGAAGGUGAUCAGCCUGUGCAAGGGGAGAAUGGGGAAGUGGGGUCUGGAAGAGAUGAGGGACAAAGCAGUGGGGAGCAGCAUGAACCUAAGGAAAUGAAUGAAGAUUCUGGCACCCGUGGGAAUUUUCCUGAUGGACUUGCUCCUGUUGUGUUGCAGAAAAGUAGCAAAAAGAAACUGAAGUGUCCAAAGUGUGAAAAGACCUUUGAUCGCGUAGGCAAGUAUGAAAGUCAUAUACGUGUGCACACCGGAGAAAAGCCUUUUGAGUGUGACAUCUGCAGUCUCCGGUAUUCUACCAAAUCCAACCUAACAGUACACCGUAAGAGGCAUGACAGUGAGACAGAAAUGCCCAGAAAAGAACACAAGUGUCCAUUUUGCAGCAGGCUCCAUGCAAGCAGAAUUACCCUUGUGAAACAUGUCAAGAGGUUUCAUGCUGAAAAUGCACAGGAGUUUAUCAAAAUCAAAAGGUUAAGAAAUGAAGGAUGGAAAUGUGAAAUCUGUAAUAAAUAUUUCACACGUCAGCCUCAUUUAAAGGAACAUAUGAUCCUCCAUUCACAAGACAAGCCAUUUAAAUGCACCUAUUGUGAUGAACAGUUUAAAUCUCGUUUCAAAAGGUUAAAGCAUCAAGAAAAAUAUCACUUGGGCCCCUUCCCUUGUGAUAUUUGUGGCCGUCAGUUUAACGACUCCGGGAACCUGAGGCGUCACAUUGAGUAUACACAUGGAGGGAAGAGGAAGUGGACGUGCUUCAUCUGUGGCAAAUCGGUAAGAGAAAGGACAACUUUAAAGGAGCACUUGAGAAUUCACAGUGGAGAAAAGCCACACCUCUGUAGUAUUUGUGGGCAAAAUUUUCGCCAUGGUAGCUCAUACAGGCUCCAUCUUCGUGUCCAUCACGAUGACAAACGUUACGAGUGUGAUGAAUGUGGGAAGGCCUUUAUACGCCAUGACCACCUCACUAAGCAUAAAAAGAUACAUUCUGGUGAGAAAGCCCAUCAGUGUGAAGAAUGUGGGAAGUGUUUUGGACGUCGCGACCAUCUGACUGUACAUUAUAAGAGCGUUCAUCUUGGGGAGAAGAUUUGGCAGAGGUACAAAGCGACAAUUCAUCAGUGUGAUGUAUGCAAAAAGGUCUUUAAGGGGAAAUCAAGUCUUGACAUGCACUUCAGGACACAUUCUGGUGAAAAGCCAUAUAAAUGUCACAUCUGCAGUCAAUCGUUUCGCAUUAAAAAAACUCUGACUAAACACUUGGUUAUACAUUCAGAUGCACGCCCCUUUAUAUGUCAGCACUGCAAUGCCACCUUUAAACGGAAGGACAAGCUCAAGUACCAUGUUGACCACGUUCAUAACUCUAAGGCAGAGGAUGAUGUGAAGAUGGAAGAGUCAGAAAGUUAUCCAGCGGCCUGUCAGAGCUCCGAGGUUGAUAUCUGUGUGCCGAUAACAUUGGUUCCAGUUGAAAUCAGAGAAAAUGAGGGGGAAUUAGAGACUCACGCCGAUUCUACUGUGCUGUCUCAAUCCACAGACUACCAACGUCCCCCUGACUUGGCCUUCUUGGAAAAAUACACUCUUAACCCACAGCCAGCAACCCUUUUACAUCCAGUCAGGCCCGAGCAGAUAAUGGCGACUAGAGAACACUCUUAUCUGGGGACUUUGCUUGGUCUGGACCCUCAGUCAAAUGAACAGACUGUUUCCAAUAGUGAUCAUCACUGAUCUGGGAUGUACCAUUCCGCAUGCAUUUAUUUGAAGUGCAUGCUGCACUACAGGGGUUAAGGCAGGCACUACCCUAGGGAGAACUUUAAGGCUCAGUUUCUCUUGAAUUUCCAUUUCAUACUACACUUCCAACGUUGUGUAUCUGAAUCUGUAGUUUGGAGCCUACAGCACACUGUAGCAGGUUUCUCUUGUGGCUUAAAGGCUGUUGGAUAGCACUUUCUUUCUAUAACUGUUGUAGAUUUUGUGUGUCUUUAAAUACUCACAAAUACUUAGGUAUGUUUAGAUUCUGCUGAUUAAAAAAAAACACAUCCUAUCCCCCAUGCCAAAGAUUAAUUGUUAAUCUGAUUUUAGGGUGCAAUUUUAGUGAAAAUACAUAAUACAUUUGAAGCAAUAUAAAUGUACCAAUAGAAGAGGACUAGGGAAUUACCCGUACAUUAAAUCCAAUAAAUCCUUUUAAACAAACUUUAA
Molecule: messenger RNA, 3601 nt
Organism: Pseudophryne corroboree (corroboree frog)
Lineage: Eukaryota; Metazoa; Chordata; Amphibia; Anura; Myobatrachidae
Gene: ZBTB41
Product: zinc finger and BTB domain containing 41
Exons: 11
Coding region: 578-3133 (851 amino acids)
Biological process (GO): regulation of transcription by RNA polymerase II
Cellular component (GO): nucleoplasm
Molecular function (GO): DNA-binding transcription repressor activity, RNA polymerase II-specific; RNA polymerase II cis-regulatory region sequence-specific DNA binding; protein binding
Source: RefSeq, a predicted model, not a curated record